This is a messenger RNA of Eimeria maxima, 1401 nucleotides long. Its product is annotated as kinesin motor domain-containing protein, putative. Lineage: Eukaryota; Apicomplexa; Conoidasida; Eucoccidiorida; Eimeriidae. Bases 1 to 1401 code for a protein of 466 amino acids. Gene Ontology annotation, biological process: microtubule-based movement. The transcript has 8 exons. Gene Ontology annotation, cellular component: kinesin complex; microtubule. The record is from RefSeq and is a predicted model, not a curated record. Gene Ontology annotation, molecular function: ATP hydrolysis activity; microtubule binding; microtubule motor activity.
AUGACCUAUGGACAGACGGGUGCAGGGAAAACAUAUACUAUGUUUGGUAGUCAAGAGAGUUAUGCUAGUCGUGGUUUAGUUCCUCGUUUUAUUAAUGAUUUAUUUAAUUUAUUAAAUAAACAACAUGAAUAUUAUUCUGCUGUUUUUGUCUCCUUUUGUCAACUUGAUGCUGAAUUACUCUUUGAUCUACUCGCUAUACAAGGACUUGAUUCACAAACAGGAAAUGAAUUACAGAUACAAGAGGAUGCAAGAGGAGGUGUAUUUGUUCGUGGAUUAAGUCUUCGUCAAUGUGCAAAUGCAGAGGAAGCAUUAACAUGUUUUUUUAAGGGAUUUAAUUUACGUAGUGUUUCUUCUCAUGGUAUAAACCCUAGCAGCAGCAGAAGUCAUUGUAUAUUUACGGUGUAUAUACACUCUAAAUCACGUAAUGAUACAACACAAGGAAUAAAAAGUAGUAAAAUACAUUUUAUUGAUCUUGCUGGUUGCGAACGACCUAAGAAAACAUUAGCAGAAGGAAGUCUCCUUAGAGGGACUGCAUUCAUCAAUAAAAGUCUAUCUAUACUUGAAAUGGUUGUUGUUGCUCUUGGGGAGAAAGGGAGAGAUCAUAUACCCUAUCGAUCUAGUCGUCUUACUCAUCUGCUUAAGGAUACACUUGGAGGAAACAGCAACACUUGUUUAAUAGCCAAUAUAUGGCCAGAAAAAGAAUACUUAGAGGAGACACUCUCUACCUUGCGCUUCUCUCAGAGAAUGAUGAGGGUAUCUAAUAAAGCAGUAGUGAAUAUAAUAGUAGACCCAUUAGUUUUAUCUAAAAGAUUAGAGAAAGAUGUACAAAGAUUAAGACAAGAAUUACAAAUCACUAACUCCCUCAUGGGAAGACCUCCACAAUCUUACGACGCCUCCUCUCCUGAAGAAUUGGAGGAAAUGAGGAAAACAGCAACACUCUAUCUUAACGGAGAGCAAGAGGAGAUACAAUUUACUUCCGUCAGGUGCAGCAGCAGCAGCAACAAAGACAACAACAACAACAACAGCAGCAGCAGCAGCAGCACGAGCAGGAGCAACAGUAGCAGCAAGAGCAGCAGCAGCAGCAGCUGUGUUGUCAGCAAUUCCAAUACAGUAGUGGCAGCGAUAGGUUUGGCCCCCUUGGGGUAUCAAAAGAAAAUUCUUUCAGGGCAGAUUACAACAACGACAACAGCAACUGCAGCAGCAGCAGCAACUGCAGCAGCAGCAGCAGCAGCAGCAGCAGCAGGAGCAGGAGCAGGAAGGGUUUGUGUGUGUCUGUGUACAGAAGUUGGGUAUGAAGACACAACAGUUGGUGGUGUCUCCUUAGGGACAGACACAGAUCAAUCAGAGAUACCCCCAUUAGAUAGAUUAGAUGACACAAGACUACCUCUCUCUCAUCAGUAA